Molecule: messenger RNA, 1371 nt
Organism: Scophthalmus maximus (turbot)
Lineage: Eukaryota; Metazoa; Chordata; Actinopteri; Pleuronectiformes; Scophthalmidae
Product: olfactory receptor 6N1-like
Exons: 1
Coding region: 100-1188 (362 amino acids)
Biological process (GO): G protein-coupled receptor signaling pathway
Cellular component (GO): membrane
Molecular function (GO): G protein-coupled receptor activity; olfactory receptor activity
Source: RefSeq, a predicted model, not a curated record
UUAAUCUACAUGUUUAAGUUUUACGAAUAUUACCGGGCACGGUUGUAAGAGAUGUGCAGCUUCUGAAACCUCCACACAUAGAGGCCGGGCGUAUGUUUUAUGUCUCAUGGGGUUAAAAUUGUUAAGAUAAUUUUCAUGAUACAUUCUAACCCCAACAACUUGGUGUGUUUCCCUGUCCUCUUGCUCUUCUUCCACCUCUGCUAUUGUGCAGACAUGGGGACUAACAGCACCUGGAAUCCGCUCUACUUUCAGUUCACACUAUUUGUGGACUACGGGCCGCUCAGGUAUCUGUUCUUCUGCCUGUGUCUGCUGAUCUACGCGACUAUAAUCUCUGCUAACGCCGUCAUUUUUCUCACCGUCUGCCUGGAGAAGUCUCUGCAUCAGCCCAUGUAUAUAUUUAUCUGCUGUCUGUCCUUUAACUCUCUGCUCGGCUCGACCGCCUUCUUCCCCAGGUUUCUGAUGGACGUGCUGCAUGACACUCAUUUGAUAUCACGUGCAAUGUGCUUCAUUCAGAUGUACUUUAUUCACAGCUAUAAAGCACAUGAGGUGACUAUUCUCACUGCCAUGGCCUAUGAUCGAUUUGUUGCCAUUAUCCACCCUUUACACUAUGACAGUAAAAUGUCGAUGAAGAUGGUGCGACGCCUUUUGAUUUUUGCAUUGCUCAGCCCUGUGUGUGUUUUCGGCUUCCUUUUCGGUCUGUCCAGCCGUCUGCCUCUGUGUGGAAACAGAGUGCACCGGCUUUUUUGCACCAGCUGGUCUGUGGUAAAACUCUCUUGCGUGGAUACAACCAUGGUCGAGUUAGCAAGUCAGGUUCUCACUGUGAUAUCGAUCUUUCUCCCCUUGUUCUUUGUCCUGUACACGUACCUGCGCAUUCUUCUCGUCUGCAGGAGAAACUCGUCUGAAUUCAGAAGAAAGGCGUUGCAAACCUGCCUGCCCCACAUAGUGACAUUUUUGAACUUUUGCAUUGCAAUAUUUUGUGAAGCUUCACUUUAUAAGUUUGACAUAGCCAAUAUGUUUGUCAUUGUUGCUUUAUCUCUAGAGUUUUUAAUCAUCCCCCCCAUCAGUAACCCUCUGGUUUACGGCCUGAGUCUGUCUCAGAUCAGAGGAGUGCUUUUUAUACGUGUGAAGGUUUGUAAAGUAAUUGCUGCUGCAAAACCCAAGGCCCGAACAGGCACAAAUUGCAAAUAAUCAAGCCCUGCAAGUCUGAUGGUCCCACAAAGAGCUUCUUAAAUAUUUAUCUGCAGUCUGUUUUUUGGUUGUUUGCCUUCACGUUCACUAUGAAAAUAUAUGGAUGUCUUUGAAAAAGCCUUGCAAUUAAAAAAGAAAUAGACUCUACCACUCGGAUUUGAAUGCUCCUAAUGAUUGAUUUGA